Molecule: messenger RNA, 1038 nt
Organism: Kwoniella shivajii
Lineage: Eukaryota; Fungi; Basidiomycota; Tremellomycetes; Tremellales; Cryptococcaceae
Exons: 3
Coding region: 1-1038 (345 amino acids)
Biological process (GO): cell redox homeostasis
Molecular function (GO): thioredoxin-disulfide reductase (NADPH) activity
Source: RefSeq, a predicted model, not a curated record
AUGUCCUUAGUUACUAUGGUUGACCUCCUAGUCAUUGGUGGUGGCCCAGCUGGAUUAUCAGCAGCCUUGACCUUCUCACGACUCAAGCGAUCUUGCGUACUUUAUGAUUCGGGGCUGUAUCGAAAUGCAGGAGUAGCUCAUUCACACACCAUUUCAGGGUUCGAGAAUGCGGACCCCGAUGAUUUCAGAUCAAAAAUGAGACAAGAUCUCAAAGAUUACUACAGCGAUACUUUGGAAUACCGAAAAGGGUUGAUUACCAGCUUGAAGAAAUCGGAUGGUGGAUUUAAAGCAUCAGAUGAUCAGGGAAGAGAUGUAGUAGCAAGGAAAGUGGUGUUGGCAACUGGUUUAAAAGAUCAUUUACCUGAUAUCGAAGGCGUUACCGAACAAUGGGGUAAACGUAUAAUACACUGUAUUUUCUGCCAUGGUACCGAGACUGCCAACUUGCCAUUCGCAUUCCUAUUCACCAAAUCAAACUCAUACAUGAAUGCAAGACUUGUCGAUACAAUGUUGAAACUAUGGAGAUCAUUGAAACAUACCGAUAGAUAUAUCCUGACAGACGGUAUGGACGUUGAAACCGAACAAGGUAGAAAAGAUGCUGGUUUAGAAGAACAAUACGAUCUGAUCAAGAAAUUAGGAUAUAAGAUAGUAUCAUCUAAAAUAACAUCUGUCAAAGAGAAUUCCGAGAAAACUUCACUCGAGAUCAAAUUCGACAAUCAUGAUCCGAUUUCAGUCCCAAACAUGUUACUAUUCCCAGAACGAUUUACGCCUUCUUCAGACGCAGCACCGUUGUUAACGGAAGAGCUUUUGGGAGCUCAGUUACAAGCAUGGGGAACUAUAGCGCCUCCAUCAUCGGGAUUGGGAGCAAGUGGCAUGCCACCUCGAAUGGGAGAUGACCCCAAAACCAACGUUCGAGGUCUGUUCUGGGCGGGCAAUAGCGGUUCGGCAGCUGCGAACUAUACCAUCAGCUUAGCUCAGGGUCAAGCCGCUGGAGGUAUGGCUGGUGAUCAAUUAGGUGAAGAUGAUUUAGCUAAGUUAUGA